UACGUCAACGACUGCCCUCAUCCAAAAUGGCGGCGCGCAAUGUGGAGGCACGUGAGCUGUUUGGGAAUGCUGUCCGUGCUGUUCUGGAGACGUGGCCCGUUUUAAAGAUUGCAGUGGAAAAUGGCUUUGGUGGUGUCUACAGCCAACAGAAAGCUGACUGGAUGGUUGGAGCUGUGCAGCAGUAUUUCUUUGAUAAUGCGGACCUCCAGCAAUAUGAAGUGGAAGACUUCCUAGCUGAGCUUCUGAAUAAUGAAUUUGACACGGUUGUGGAAGAUGACAGCUUGCCACAGGUAGCAUUGCAGAUAUGCAAGUUGUUCAGUAGCUGCUCUCAGGGGCAUCUUAUAGAAGUUCAAGCUAAAAUUGAUGAACUGAUUCAGAAGAAAAUAACUACCAAGGUGAAUGUUGUGGCAGCAAAAGGUUUGGAUGAGGAGGAAGAAGAAAGCAGUGAGGAGGAUGAAGUUGGAGAGGCCAUGGAUUGUGAGGCAGCUUGUUCCUCCACUAUGACAAGCAGUGGCAGGCAAACUAGCCUGCCACCUUCAGAAGACAAGAGUGAUCAGGUGGCAGAAGAUGAUGGUUGGACUGUGGUUCGCCAUAAAAAGAGAUGAUUUCCAAGAUGUCUGAUUUUAUGAUACCAGUGCAAGUUAUUGUGUUUUCAAAAUGAACUGGGAUCACUGGAUAGGAGCCAGGUGUGACUGCUCAAAGUGGAUUUAAGAAAGAGCCUGUAAUUGUGGACCGUAGGACUUGAGUCUGUUUAAGGAAUCAUGGUUUCGACUCACUGUAUCAUGUCUGGUAUAAGUUUUCUAGCAUAUGAAUAAGGGCAUCCAGAUUUGGUCAUUUAUUCUCUAGCAGAGAACCACAGUAUUCAAAUGCAGUAGCAGGUUCAGACUAUAUUUUUUACAUUUAAAAAUUAAAUCUAUGGUAAACUCCAGGGAAGAAAUUGCCUUUACUGUUGUUUGUCAGUUUUUGUCUAUCUUGUCUGUUUACUGUAUGUCUUAUGUGUGUAUAAAUUACCUGAAUCAGCAGUGCCCUUUACUUGCUUUAUGUUUUAUUUUCCAUGUAUCUUCUUACUGAAGGUCUAUUGAAUAAUAUUAUGUAUAA
Polypterus senegalus (gray bichir) is the source of this 1098-nucleotide messenger RNA. RefSeq names its product TSR2 ribosome maturation factor (gene tsr2). Lineage: Eukaryota; Metazoa; Chordata; Cladistia; Polypteriformes; Polypteridae. The coding region runs from base 27 to 605 and encodes 192 amino acids. Gene Ontology annotation, biological process: maturation of SSU-rRNA from tricistronic rRNA transcript (SSU-rRNA, 5.8S rRNA, LSU-rRNA). Gene Ontology annotation, cellular component: nucleus. The record is from RefSeq and is a predicted model, not a curated record. The transcript has 5 exons.